GGAUAACUAACUCAUCGGUAUGCAUCGGGUAUAAGUGCAGAGGACGGAAAGGGUAAAGGAGAACCUUCUCCCAUGGCGACCGACAUCUCUUCUUCUACUCGGAGACUAUUCAGGAGCUUGAUCUAUCUGGCGGUUCAAAGAUGCCGGAUCGCGGAGACUCUCUGCAGACUGUCGAUCUCGAUCAGAUGCUUCCGCGUGUCGAAUCCUCCAUUCAUGCGCAUCUCUAUUUCAGACACUGGGGUCGGAAGCAGCUUGGUGGAGUUCCAGGACCUGGACCGGGGAAUGUGUUCCGUUUCAUCCGACAAAUGGGAUGGAAUGUUGUCAAUAACAACUACUGGAAUAAGAGACAAAGAUAUACAUAACUACCAUCUGAAUCUUAGAGAAGCAUUAACUUCUAAAUUAAGGUUGAAUACAUUACCACCCACAUGCAAGAAUCAUGGGACAUUCAGUGGGACCGAAGUUUGCUUUUCUACUGCAGAGGAAGACAACAUUGAUGACUUCAUGGCAUGGGUGUUUCCCUUUGUUCGGAAGAUAUUUCUACUGAAGACACCUAAUCUUGCUGUGGAUCUCACAGUUGAGCAUACAGAAAACCUUGGGUUGCGAUACAAUCACCUUCAUCAAGAAACUGAUGACAUUUACCUGCCCCUUUCAUUGUCAAAUAACGAGCGGCUACUUUUAAGCCUUCAGAGCUAUGUUCUCAGGCACAGAAAUGCUUUAGAUAAAGAGUGUCAGCUUUGUUUCACAAGCAGAGAUCAUUUAAAGUUUGGAACUGGGGUUGCAAGCAACAUCCAAAUCAGAGAUUCUGGACGGAUAGUGGAAGUGGCAAUAGUGAUAACAUCUGUGCAAUCACAGUGUUGUCUGUGGCGAUUGAACUAUGCUACUUCACAGGUUAUGUACUUCCAAGAAUUCACUCCCUUUUCAGUCUCUCAAUCAUCAAUUGAUGCAUUGACAAGCAUAAAUUGGCAAAAUUAUGGUUUAAGAUUAAGGGAAAUUAUCAUGGAUGGAGAUGGGAAUGCAGUGCUUGAAUGGGUGGACGUGCCAUCAUUUGGCUACAUGGAUAUUGCCAUCCAUUGUUACCAUCAAAGAAUUGUGACUCGAGAACGCACUUCAGCUGAUCGAAAUCUCAUCAAGAAAGCAGUUAAGAUUGCCCUGGAUGACUUGAAGGCAAAAUAUGCAGGCCUUCUUCUCAGCUUUCGUUCCGUCAAGAUCUGCAAUCACAUUCCUGACCUUUCAAGAACAAUUGCCGGUUUGAUCUUGUCAUCCAAUGAUCCGGAGUUCCAUAGUGAAUGUGCUUCCCUUCUCGGACUGCAAUCCAAUGAUGCUUGCACUGAGGAGACAGUUGAUUCUUGCAUCAGGGAAAAGAUUAUUAGGAUUAUAGAAAUGAAUGAUGGAAAGAAGAAGAAGAAGAAGAUAGAAAGGGGAAGUGCUCCCUGCCUUUUUGAAUGUGAGGGCCACCUAAAAGAACAUUGUCCAGAAGGAAAAGAUGAUGAUUCUGAGGAAGUAAAUUUCGACAUGGAGCUCAGAGCCAAAUAUUACAUAGCAAAUAAGAUCUGGAUCUCUGACAGCUUAGUAACCUCCGUUGCUAUCGUACGUAUAACAGAGGCAUGGCAUGGCAUAGACUUCACGUUCUUGCAUGAAUGGAUGGCGAUCCUGCAUUCCACCAUAUCAACGAUUAAUCAUUCGUAUGUAAAGAAGCGUAGUCUGCUUGUUAGUACCAGUUGGCUCGCCAUCCACUCCAGCAGUGGAUUCACGAGCGACAAACAUCCUUGUUCCUCCAAAGAGCUCAAAACCAUUAACCCAGAUCUUCCAGGAUUGCACUGA
Messenger RNA from Musa acuminata subsp. malaccensis (wild Malaysian banana), 1821 nucleotides. The record is from RefSeq and is a predicted model, not a curated record. Lineage: Eukaryota; Viridiplantae; Streptophyta; Magnoliopsida; Zingiberales; Musaceae.